ACAUAGAGGAACCUGUCAGCUGCGCUGCACUGUGGGUCAGCCAAUAGAAGCAAAGCUCCAUCUUGGCUGUGCACUAGCCUGCAUUACAAACAGACCAUACCAUCGCUGCAACAGCAUCCUUUCAGCCAGAAGAUUUGAAAGAGCAAUAUAAGAAGUAUGGCCACCUUGAGCUCCAGCUACUGGAAUGAAACCACUACAUCUGUUUAUCAGUACCUCAGUUUUCAAGUUCAAAAAAUUUACCCUUUCCAUGACAACUGGAAUACUGCCUGCUUUGUCAUCCUACUUUUAUUUAUAUUUACGGUGGUAUCUCUAGUGGUGUUGGCCUUCCUUUAUGAAGUGCUUGACUGCUGCUGCUGCGUGAAAAACAAAACCGUGAAAGACCUGAAAAGUGAGCCUCACCCUCUCAGAAGCAUGAUGGACAACAUAAGAAAGCGUGAGACUGAAGUGGUUUAGCACUUUAUACAAAGUGUUAGAAAUCUCUGAAAGGCUUCAACCUCUUCUGAGCAAAAAGAAAAUAAUUUUCUAAGGCCCACCCACUAUAACAGAACUGAUUCUGCCUUGAAUGGUUACAUGAUCCCCAGCAGAAAGGAAGAAAGGAAUGAAAUACUCAUUUUUGUGUAUGUAUGCCUUUCAUUAAAUUUACAGUGAAACUUCA
Molecule: messenger RNA, 655 nt
Organism: Echinops telfairi (small Madagascar hedgehog)
Lineage: Eukaryota; Metazoa; Chordata; Mammalia; Afrosoricida; Tenrecidae
Gene: SMIM18
Product: small integral membrane protein 18
Exons: 2
Coding region: 157-453 (98 amino acids)
Source: RefSeq, a predicted model, not a curated record